This is a messenger RNA of Mesoplodon densirostris (Blainville's beaked whale), 5575 nucleotides long. RefSeq names its product zinc finger X-linked duplicated B (gene ZXDB). The record is from RefSeq and is a predicted model, not a curated record. The transcript has a single exon. Gene Ontology annotation, biological process: regulation of transcription by RNA polymerase II. Gene Ontology annotation, molecular function: transcription coregulator activity. Bases 66 to 2618 code for a protein of 850 amino acids. Gene Ontology annotation, cellular component: nucleus. Lineage: Eukaryota; Metazoa; Chordata; Mammalia; Artiodactyla; Ziphiidae.
UGUUCGGGCCCGCGGCAGGGGGCGGGGUCGCGCCUCCUCCGCGACUCUGGUUCCAGCGGGGCCUCAUGGACGCGGAGAUGGAAAUCCCGAGGCUGCUCCCGGCUCGCGGGUCGCGACAGGGCGGCGGCGCUGGCAGCCCCGGGGGCGGCGGCCGGAUCCACAGAGGUCCUGACCCGCGGGCCGGCCAGGCCCCCGCGCGCCGCCUCCUGCUGCUCCGGGGCCCUCAAGAUGGCGGGCCCGGGCGGCAGCGUGAGGUGGCCCGUGCGGCCUCCCCGGGCUCGGGCCCUAGCCCGUUGGUGCCGAGGCCCGAUAACGCUGGCGGAGUCGGCGGAGUCGGCGGAGGCGGCAGAGGCGGCGGAGGCGGCGGAGGCGGCGGAGGCGGCGAUGGCGGCGGCGGCGGCGGCGGCGGCGGCGGCGGCGGCGGCGGCGGCGGCGGCGGCGGCGGCGAUGGCGAUGACUUCUUCCUGGUGCUGCUGGACCCGGUGGGUGGAGACGUAGAUUCCACGGGCGCCAGCCAGGCCGCAGGGCCCCUAUGGAGGGAGGAGGCCGGGCUGGGCCCACGGUUCCAGGGGCACGAAAGCGGCGCGAACCCCGAGGGCCGCCCUGCGCUGGGCCCCAGCUGCCUGUCCGCUCUCCGCGCCCCAGUCCCGGCCCUGGCCCCGAUCCCCGCCCCAGGCCUGGGCCCCGCCGCGGCCUUCGCGGGCACCGUCACCAUUCACAACCAAAACCUGCUGUUGCGCUUCGAGAACGGCGUCCUCACCCUGGCCACGCCCCCGCCGCCAGCCUGGGCGCCUGGGGUCGCCCCUGCCCCGCAGCCCGGGGGUCUGAUCGCCCCGCAAGCGGGGAUCCCGCACGCCGCGCAGCCUGGCGACUGUCCCGAGCUGCCGCCCGACCUCCUGCUGGCCGAGCGGGCUGAACCCGCGCCCGCCCCAGCGCCCGAGGAGGAGGCGGAGGGCCCGGUUGCUGCUGAGAGCCCCCGCGGGCCGCUAGGCCCGGGCCAGGGCGUGGUGCUGUACCUGUGUCCUGAGGCGCAGUGCGGACAAACCUUUGCCAAGAAGCACCAGCUGAAGGUGCACCUGCUGACGCACAGCAGCAGCCAGGGCCAGCGGCCCUUCAAGUGCCCCCUGGGUGGUUGCGGCUGGACCUUCACCACCUCGUACAAGCUCAAGAGGCACCUGCAGUCACACGACAAACUGAGGCCCUUUGGCUGCCCGGCAGAGGGCUGUGGCAAGAGCUUCACCACGGUGUAUAACCUCAAAGCACACAUGAAGGGCCAUGAGCAGGAGAACUCAUUCAAAUGCGAAGUGUGUGAGGAGACCUUCCCCACGCAGGCCAAACUCAGCGCCCACCAGCGCAGCCACUUCGAGCCUGAGAGACCCUACCAGUGCGCGUUUUCGGGCUGCAAGAAGACGUUUAUCACAGUGAGUGCCCUGUUUUCCCAUAACCGCGCCCACUUCAGGGAACAGGAACUCUUUUCCUGCUCCUUUCCUGGCUGCAGCAAACAGUACGACAAGGCUUGUAGGUUGAAAAUUCACCUUCGGAGCCACACUGGUGAGAGACCUUUCCUUUGUGACUUUGAGGGCUGUGGCUGGAACUUCACCAGCAUGUCCAAACUCCUUAGGCACAAAAGGAAGCACGACGAUGACCGGAGGUUCAUGUGUCCUGUAGAAGGCUGUGGGAAAUCUUUCACGAGGGCUGAACAUCUGAAAGGCCACAGCAUAACCCACCUGGGCACAAAGCCUUUUGUGUGCCCUGUGGAAGGCUGCUGUGCCAGGUUCUCUGCUCGAAGUAGUCUCUACAUUCACUCCAAGAAACACUUGCAGGAUGUGGACACUGGGAAAAGCCGAUGCCCAGUCUCCACUUGUAAUAAACUCUUCACAUCCAAGCACAGCAUGAAGACCCACAUGGCCAAAAGGCACAACCUUCGCCAGGAUCUCUUAGCUCAGCUAGGAGCUGCAAAUUCUCUUACGCCCAGCAGUGAACUUACCAGCCAGGGGCAGAAUGACCUCGGUGAUGCGGAGCUUGUGUCUCUCUUCUCUGAUGUGCCCGGUAAUAGUUCUGCUGCAGUAUUGGACACCGCAUUGGUGAACUCUGGGAUCUUGACUAUUGAUGUGGCUUCUGUGAACUCAACUCUGGCAGGGAACCUCCCUGCUAAUAAUAAUAAUAAUUCCUUAGGGCAGGCGGUGGACCCUCAGGCCUUGAUGGCCACCAGUGACCUUCCUCAAAGUCUGGAUACCUCACUCUUCUUUGGAACGACAGCCGCUGGUUUUCAGCAGAGUCCCUUAGAUACGGAUGAUGUCUCAAGUCUAAGUGCGGGGCCAUUGGGAUCUCUGAGCUCUUUGGCUAUGAAAACCUCGAGUCAAGAGCCCCAAGCUUUGACCCCCAGCAGUAAGCUAACAGUAGACACAGAUGCUCUGACUCCUUCGAGCACCCUUUGUGAAAACAGUGUCUCGGAACUACUGCCGCCAACCAAAACGGAAUGGAAUGUACAUCCUGACUCUGACUUCUUUGGACAGGAGGAAGAAACCCAGUUUGCAUUCUCCAGUCCAGCAGGAAACCAUGGGUCUCAGAAAGAAACAGAACUUAUCACAGUGACUGGCAGCUCAUUUUUGGUAUGAACUAAACUCUAUUCAUUCCUUGCCACAUGGCUUACUUUUAUUGAUGACACUCAAUUUUAAGAGUAUUCUGGACUAAAUGUUUAAAUGCAGUCAUUUCUUAUAGGUUUGAAAAAGAACAGAGCCCUGGGCUACAAGUUUGGAGAUUUAAAUUCUGAUCUUGAGUCUGGAACUGACAGGUUGUGUGACCUUGAGCAAGUCACUUAUCCUAUCUGAGCCUUAAUUUCCUUAUUUAUAAAAUGAGGUGGUUUGAAUAGAUUGUUUCUAAGGUCUUUUCAACUCUAUGAUUCGUUGAUAAUAUGCUUCUUUCCUUGAAAAAAAUUAGGACAUUUUUCAGUGAUGUUGCAUGUGCUUUUUUUCAAACCUGCAUAAAAUACACAUAAUAGUAGAAUGAACAUUCAUGUAUUUGACACCCAACUUCAGCUAUUGUCAAUUCAUGAACAUUUUUGUUUAUAUAAUCUCCAUUCUCACUCUCUCCCAGUAUUAUUUUGAAAUAAAUACCAGAUAUCACAUCAUUUCAACCAUAAAUAUGCAGUAUAUAUUUCUAUAAAGCAUGGGUUCUUUUGGAAAAAUCUUCAGUUCCAUUAUCAUACUUAAAGUUAACAGUAGUUCUUUGACACUGUCAGGGUUCCAACUUAUAAUUGUCUCAUAAAUGCUAUUUGUUUUAAUAUUUUUAACAAUUAGAGUCCCAGUAAGCCUCUUAACUGUCUUUUUAAUCUGUAUGUUACCCUGUUGUCUCUUUUCUUUCAAUUUUACUCAUUGAAGAAAGGAAGUUGUUUCACAUGUAGCAUUUGCCACAGUCUUAAAUUUUGGUAAUUACAUCCCUGUGGUGUUAAGUUCCCCUAUCCUUUGUUUCCUUAAUUUGGUAGUUGGAUCUAGAGACUUGAUCAGAAUGGAAAUAUGAUUUGGGGGGUAGGAAUGUUUCAUAUGUCGUGUUGUGUUAUUUUAGCAGGUGGCACAUAAUGUCUGGUUUUCUCUCUUGUGAUAUUUGCAGCUGCUGGUGACUGGUGCAUUAAUUCAUGAUUACCUGUGCUUCUGAUAUCAUGAAUUUUUCUUGUAGAGUUACUAUUAGUGGAGGAAGAAAUGCUGUUGAAGGCAUGUAUAAAAGUUUGUUAGAAAUAUUAUUCAAUGCCAAAAUAGUUUCUUAAAGGUAGAACUAACAAGAAAAGAAAAAAGUAGCAAAAAAUGUUUUGACACUGCUCCCCAUUUAUCUUCCUCACCUCUUUUGAUGAUGAGAGGCUUUGCUGUUGUAGAAAUUGUCAACCAGGACUUUGACAUGAAACAGACCCACGGUCAAAUUCAUGUUGGAUAAGUGGCCUUGAAUACAUUAAUUUCACUAAGCCUCAGUUUCUUAGCUGUCAAAGGAUCAUAGCAAUGCACACACAUAACUAACACACCUGAGACUUUUAAUCUUUUCCAGUUUUUAAUAUGUAAAGAAAAAUACUAUGUGCUUUGACAUAUUUUGGUAAAUUUAUAUAAUCCUUUUACCAUCUCAAUCCUUCCUACUGUAAAGAAGAAAUUGGGAUAAUUUAAUCCUGUUCAUGUCCAGACAAGGUUUGUGAGAGUUAGAGUGUAGCAAGAUAGGGAAUCUCUUUAUUCCAUCCGCUGAAUUAUUUCCCCCCAGGAAUUUCUGUGCCUAAUGCCAGGAGUGGAAACAUUGCUCACAGGUAUAUCUGCAUCCCUGUUCAUUAGACCAAUUUGUCACCGUCUUUGCUCUGAUUCCAGAGUUAGACUUUGCUGUAACUGCAGAGCCUGCUGUUGCAGCAAGCUGAUAAUGGAGCAGAGAAAGUUUCCUACUCUCUGUGGUCUGGAGAGCUCAUUGUUUGCAUUUUCCCAGAGUUGAAUAUUGUGUGAAAUGUCUGUCUUAUAUGAGUGUAGCAUUUUGAAUUUUGUGGAACAUCUUCACAACUGUUGUUCAGAGCAACCCUAUGUGGUAGUUUUGGCAAGAUUUGUUCUGUGGCUCAUGGCAUUUUAGCAAAUGCACAUUCUAAAUGGACUUUGGCUAGUGACUGACAGUUCUAUAUAUAUCAAUAGCUUAAAACAAAGAAGAUAAAUUAUUUUCACCUCUCACGUCCCACCCAUCCAAAUUUCAUGAUUUAUCCCUGUGUCAUAACUAGCUGCUGUUUUCUACUUUAAUUGGUUUCUGUUACUUUCUGUUUACUUUCUCCCCAGUCCACUCCCAUGUAUGUGCAUUCCAGCCCUUACCAUGCCUUACUUUUUAUUUUUUAAUGGAUAGAUCUCUUCCUGCUACUAUUCCUCAGAUCUCCUCAUAGCCCAUUUUCUUCCAAUGAUAACAUUUGCUGAGUGUACACUGCAGUUGUGUGUAUAGUAAGAAGUUAUUUUCUGAGCUUAGAUAAUACUGUGUGUAUAUAUGACUCAGAUGGUAAAAGACAUUAUUUUCUAUAUUGUUCAGAUGAGAAGUAGAUUUCUGUUUUAUUAUUUCCAUUUUUUAAAAGUUUUUGCCAAGGAGUUAAGCUAAAACUCGUGUUUGCUGUAGUGUACUAGCCCAGUAGUGUUUGCAUGUGAAUGCCUAUGGAUGACAGUUAUUGUAGCUCUUUGGCAGUGCACUAAAAACUUGUCACUUUGAAAUGUUUAUGUACUGUGUGUAUGGGGGUAUACACACACAUACACACACAUAUAUUUUUAAAGUGGUUUUAUUCAUUUAGUGAUAAACAAAAACUAGGCAUACUUUUGUAAAUCAAAGAAAUGCUCAGAAUUUCAUUGUGUCUACACACUCAAUGGUUUUCUCUCUUUGCUUUGGAAAUAUUUGUAUUCAUAAAGCACAUUUCAAAAAUAUUGUCAUUCAUUAAGGCCUCUUAGAUUGAGCACUGUUUUUCAUGUCUGGCAGUUAAUGUGCGUCAAGGAUUGAAAUGAACACACAAGUAGCGAACAUCAAAUAAAUUACUUAAACAUGAAGAGAAUUUAUACUGUGACUUCUUGUUUGAAUUCUUUAAACCAAC